UUUCUUUUUUCUGGUUUAGCCAAGAAAUUUGGAGUAAAUGAGUUUGUGAAUCCAAAGGACCAUGACAAACCAGUGCAAUGCAAGAGGUUGUUGCUGAGAUGACAAACGGUGGAGUUGAUAGGAGCAUAGAGUGCACAGGCAAUAUUAACGCCAUGAUAUCGGCUUUUGAAUGUGUUCAUGAUGGAUGGGGUGUAGCUGUGCUUGUUGGAGUUCCGAACAAGGAUGCAGUCUUCAUGACUAAGCUGAUUAAUGUGCUGAAUGAAAGGACGCUUAAAGGAACAUUUUUUGGGAACUACAAACCUAGGACACACCUUCCCUCUGUUGUGGACAUGUACAUGAACAAGGAACGGGACGUAGAGAAGUUCAUAACUCAUCGAGUUCCUUUCUCCGAGAUCAACAAAGCCUUUGAUUACAUGGUGAAGGGGGAAGGAUUGCGAUGCAUCAUUAGCAUGGAAGAGUAGCUGCUUGUUAAAGUUUUGAGAGUGUUUGCUAGUAUUCUAGCUGAUUUAUCAGAGAAAGGAGUGAGAGGAAUAGAAGGAGAGAAAUCUGUAAAAACUGCUCUGCUUACUCUCUAAGUCAGAGAGCAAGGAUAUGUAUAUUCUGUUUUCUCUAUUCAAUCACGCACACACACAAAGCAUGAAGU
Messenger RNA from Prunus persica (peach), 643 nucleotides. RefSeq names its product alcohol dehydrogenase. NCBI's taxonomy places the organism in Eukaryota, Viridiplantae, Streptophyta, Magnoliopsida, Rosales, Rosaceae. The transcript has 4 exons. The record is from RefSeq and is a predicted model, not a curated record. Gene Ontology annotation, biological process: formaldehyde catabolic process. Gene Ontology annotation, cellular component: cytosol. Bases 78 to 461 code for a protein of 127 amino acids. Gene Ontology annotation, molecular function: zinc ion binding; S-(hydroxymethyl)glutathione dehydrogenase [NAD(P)+] activity.